UUCAUUUAUACAAAUGUAUGUAGAUAUAAUUUACAAUUGAUUGAAUUCUAGUAGCUUUUCUUUUAUCUGUUCAUAGUUGUAGAUAGCUUAUCACCUGAUUUAGAUUAUUUAACAUGUAUUAUAUCAUAUACAAUUAAAUGUUCAUCAUAUCAAAAGAAUAAUUUAUCCAAAAAAUCUAUAAUAAUUAAAUUUCAUUUUGUUUAACAAUAAAUAAAUUAAAAAAUCCCAAUGUAAUCUGUGGUGUGUUGGAAUACCUCGACCAUCGUGCAUUUUUAUUGACAUGCGCAGAGAGUUAAAUAUGCGUUGUAAAUAAACGAUACACUAUGGGAUAGUUGAAGUAUAUAACAAAAUGUAAAAAGGAAGACAAUUUUUUAAACAAUGGAAAGCGAUCGACAUGCGAUCGUUUAUGUUGCAAAUGAAGAAAAGGAAUUAACUUAUUCGAUUGCUUAUGGACAAACAAUUGAAGAUCUUAGUAUCAAGAUUUGUAAAUCUCUAGGUAUAGGACCAGUAGCAAGACAUCUUUUUGCUGUUAGAAAUCAUUACACAAAACUAUGGUAUUCAUUAGCGCAUCAUUUAGAAGCGAAGGAUAAAAACAAGUUUGAUUUUAGACUAAGGUUUAAACCCUCAAGUUUAUACAGAUUAAAACAAAUUGAUGAAAAUGCCUAUGACUAUUAUUUUCAACAAGCACGCGCUGAUGUUAUGGAUAAUAAAGUACCAGACAUUGUUUAUGAGAGACAUAAACAAGAGUUAAUUGGUCUCGGUGUUAGCGAUAUGUACAGAGUAAUGUUAGAAAAGAAAGUACCAAGAGAAACAGUAGAAUCAGAAUACCGAAAAUAUAUUCCAAAAGAAUGUAUAAAACGGCAUGCAUUUUUUAUCAAAAAACCAAUACAUAAUGCGCUUCGUAAAAUAUCUGGACACGAUGCGAAUUAUGUUAAAGAACAAUAUUUGAAACAAUUUCAAUGCAUGGCGCCGAAUUAUCCAUACGAAGAAUAUGAAGCUUUAAUGGACAGAGGUUUUCAAAACCCUCCAGCAAAAGUGUCUUUAAGAGUUAAUGUAAAUGAAGUGAAAUAUUAUGAAGCAAAUGCCACUUCAUGGACUACAUUGUGUGCAAUUGAAGAUUUAUGUUUUGUUUCUAUAAGACAAGAUAAUACAGUGGAAAUAUCACGGAAGAAUGGUAUACCUUCAUAUUUAAAAUUUUCGAAAAGUACAUUUUUAAUGUCCUUUGUUUCUGCAUUAGAUGGUUAUUAUCGUUUAGCGGUUAAAUGGACAUUUAAUUUGUGCGGUGAGAUUGUUACUCCUUCUUUAGAAAGACUAUAUAAAUUAAAAUGCCAUGGUCCAGUUGGGCAAGAUUUUUCAUAUGCAAAACUUCUAGAAAAACGCGCGAAUAAACCAGGCUGUUACCUUCUUAGAGAAUGUGGAACUGAGUACGAUACAUACUACCUAGAUGGAUAUAACAAAGAAGGAAAGUUAUUUUCUAAAAAAAUAGAAGAGAAAACUUCAUCAAAUGAAUUUAUUAUUGUUGGUAGUCCUAAUAGAUAUAAUUCAUUGGCACAAUGUGUUGCAUCUUUCCAAGAUUCUGAAGGACAGUCAUAUCUUACAGAAUGUCUACCACCUUCAGAGUAUGAUAAAUCACCACUAUUACUAUGUGCCCCUGAAAGUGCAGUCAGUGAAGUUGCAGCAGAUGAGGAAAUUGUAGCUUCAGUUUUAGAGACCGGACCACGUUGUGUACCUCAGAACCAGCUCGAAAUUUACAAACCUUUUCUAAAAAUUACUAGAAAUCAUCAUUAUUCACCGACAGUUCUUCACCGAGCAAUUUGGAGAUUAACUAAAGGAAAAAAAUUAGAAGUCGCUCUUAAAAUUUUAAAACAAGAAGAAGAAUCAAAUUACACAAAAGAAUUUUUGGAACUUGCUGGAAAGUGGUCUCAGCUGCGUUCUGGAACUCUUGUAAGGUUAUAUGGUUUAACAGUAACACCAUCCAUUGGAAUGCUUUUGGAAUUGGUACGGCACGGUACUCUUGACGAAUAUUUACGUAGUUCUUCUUCUCAAACUGUUAAAACUGUAGAUAUGGUAGAAGCUACAGCUUGUCUAGCUACUGCUCUUUGGCACCUUGAAGAGAACGGUGUAGUUCAUGGUAACAUUAGAUGCAAUAAACUCCUCGUCCAUGCCCAUACUAAUAAUAGCUUUGUAGUCAAACUUGCCGAUCCAGGAUUAUUUGUGUAUAAGGAGACAGAUAUUCAUUGGUUACCUCCAGAAACGUACACGAAUCCAGAAUUAGCUAGGUAUAGUUUCCAAGCAGAUGUUUGGGCUGUGGGAACAACAAUUUGGCAAAUCUUUGCUAGAGGGGCCACUUUAUUAGAACUUCAAAAUGUAGCUGUUAUGAAAAAAUUUUAUGAAUCCGGAAAACGUUUGCCUAUACCAAGUGGCUGCCCUACAGAAGUUUACAGACUAAUGCGUGAAUGUUGGGGAGACGUAAAUGGUUCUAGAAAACAACCACAGGCGAUUAUGAGAGAUAUAAACCAAAUUCUGUAUCAAGUAUAUAAUUCACGCAGGAGUCAUGCUUAUGCAACAGCUUUUCCUAAGUUAUUCAAUUCUGAAUUAAAGAAACAUAGUCCAGAUAAUUCUGACACAAGUGAUGACAACAAGUCAAUAAAUAGUGAAUCGAGGACUAGUAGUCUUCUUACGGAUAAUACAAGUCUUCCUUGGAAUGACAUGGACGACAGUACGCAAAGUUUGAUAAAUAUUAAUGGUACGAGUGUAGGUAGUCUAGAAGAUUUGUCUGCUUAUUUAAGUUGGUCAUCUAAUACAAGAAGAAAUUCAGAAGGCGGUUCGGUAUCUCAGAAUAAUGUUCCUAGUAUGAAUUGUAUUGAACACUCAACUCAAACACUGCGAAUAAGGCAUGCUGGUGAUUUAGAUGAGGUGAUAAGAAGAAAUGAACAAGGAGGUGAAGAAGACUCCGAUUCUAGAAGAAGUAGUAAUGAUUCUUUAGGCCAAAUGCGAGGCAUUUAUGAAUUAGAUAUAGAUUGUAACGUAAUUCUACAAGGUAGAAUUGGUCAAGGUUUUUAUGGUGAAGUUUAUAGAGGAACACUAGAAAGAGAAACUGGAAAAGAUACGGAGCAACAACAGGUUGCUAUAAAAAAAUUAAAAACAAAAGCAUUAGAAGCAGACAUAAGGGAUUUUGAAAGAGAAAUCGCCAUAAUGAAGACUUUGAAACAUCCAAACGUAGUAGAAAUUCUAGGAGUAAUAUCAGAGCCUGAAGUUUGUUUAGUAAUGGAGUAUGUAAAACAUGGUUCAUUACAAAGUUAUUUGUUAAUUCACAAACAAGAAUUAACGCAUAAAAGAUUAUUAGGUUUUGCAUUGGAUAUUGCAACAGGAAUGGAGUAUUUGGGUAGCAAGAGUAUUGUUCACAGAGAUCUUGCUGCAAGAAAUAUUUUAGUCGCUGAUGAAAAUAAAGUGAAAAUUAGUGACUUUGGGCUGGCUCAAGUUACUGGGAAGAAUGAUUAUUAUAUUUUACAGACUGAUCGCGGUCUUCCUAUUAAAUGGUAUGCUCCAGAAAGUAUUAGAGAUGGAAAAUUUUCUACUCGAUCAGAUGUCUGGUCUUUUGGUGUAACAAUGUAUGAAACGUUUGGUUAUGGAGAAGAACCACGUUUACCUGGUCUUGAUUCAAGUAUAGAACGUCUUCAAAAUGAGCAAGAAAAAGGAAGUACCGAAUUAUUAGCCGCGUUAGAAAGAGGCACUCGUCUUCCUUGCCCUUCUACCUGUCCCCAAGCAAUUUAUAUAAAACUUAUGUAUCCCUGUUGGCAUCUACAAAGUCAUCAGAGGCCAGAUUUUGCAGCUCUUUGCAAUGAUAUCAGAGAUCUCCUUGCUCAGUACUAAGAAAGAAACAUAAAAAUUGCGUUACAUGGCGUUCAAAUCCUUUUCUACUUUAGAAAUGUAAAUUAAACAGAGAUUUUAGCGGGUUAUAAUUGUACAGUUUUAUUCAAUUUUUAUGAAUUAUUUUAAUAAUAUAAUUUUUAGAAAUUUUUAUUUGUGAACAUUAGCUAUUGCUAACAAUUCGACUUUAAAAUUAAAUUCAUUUUAAAUAAUACUCGAAGUAAUAUUUUUCAAAAAUAAAGAAACAUGUAUUCUUGUUGCAGUAUUGAAUUGAUAGCUUAUAAUGUAUUUAAUGAUUGAUGACUUCAUCAAUGAUUUAAAUAAAAUAUUUAAAAAAUAAACGAUAACUGUGGUAUGUACUACGUAAAUAAAUGUUUAAUAAUAAUGAAUAUUGUAAAGUUCACUACAUUUAUUCAUUAAUUACACUACAAUUACGUUUACUUUCAAAAUAGUGAAGUUUAUACCACGAUAAAUGAUGUACAAAGAAAGAUAAGUAUUGAAGCAGAAAACCUCUGAUAUGUUUUGUUAUAAAUUAAUUUUUGUACGUGUAUCUAGUCCAUAAGUUUUAUCAAAUUUUUGUUUUGUGUUAGAAAAUGCAUGAUAGUAUGUAUGCAUUCAUGUAUGUGUAUAUGUGUAUAUGUGCGUAUUUACUAUACUCUAAAGUGUGUGUGCACGUAAUGUAUAAAAGAGUAUAUCUUACGAUUUUACUUCAAUAUGUUCAUGUAAGUAAAUUUUUCUCAUAAAUUGUACAUGUUUUAUAAGGGGGCAUAUUGUUUUUGAAUUUGUUUCAUAAACUCGAUAACGUUUCUUUAA
Molecule: messenger RNA, 4683 nt
Organism: Osmia bicornis bicornis
Lineage: Eukaryota; Metazoa; Arthropoda; Insecta; Hymenoptera; Megachilidae
Gene: hop
Product: tyrosine-protein kinase hopscotch
Exons: 12
Coding region: 379-3873 (1164 amino acids)
Biological process (GO): cytokine-mediated signaling pathway; cell surface receptor signaling pathway via JAK-STAT; hemopoiesis
Cellular component (GO): cytoskeleton; membrane; cytosol
Molecular function (GO): ATP binding; cytokine receptor binding; non-membrane spanning protein tyrosine kinase activity
Source: RefSeq, a predicted model, not a curated record